AUGGAUGAUAAAGAAGACAUAAGCAGUCUUAUUUCUGAUCUUUCAGAUCUUGAAGUUGCGCUUCUAGUAUCUCUUGCUGUUCAUGAACAUUGUCUCAUUGAGACAACAAACGACUGCAUCCAUGACGUUGCGAAAGAACUGGCCCUGAUAUGCUCAAGUAUCUUCGGCCGGACGUGUAAAAUUCUUGAAUGCUCUUCGGCUACCUCCUUGGAGGAUUUUUACUCUGAAAUUCUAGUGUCAGAUGUAUUCCAGGCGAAUGCGCCGUACUCACGCCCGCGUAAGGGUGCUGAAUCUUUGUCAAUCCAUCACAAUACCACGGAGCCAAGGGAUGGUACGAGGUCGCCUGGUUUACGCAAUGUCUUUGGGGACAAGAGAGUCGUCGACGUCGUUGUCGCCAAGAACUUCAAUUAUGUUGACGAGGGUAUACAACUUCAUGCUUUGGAGUUGAUGCGCUCCAAACGGUUGAACACAAAUCAUGGCCCAAUUGAAGCUCGGCCUAACUUCCUCUUCGUCCCUCUUGUAGUGCGCAGCUCGGACCAGCUUCACCCUCGCUUGAAUCAUCACCUGAAUGACCAUCUCAUCCUCUCUCACUUUCAUGACCCUACGGACGGCUAUGUUCACCUAGAAGAAAAUACCGACUGGCUCUCAGAUGGACAGUUGUCAGCCUCGUCUGUGGUCCGUAAAUCGGAUGCUCAGCUAAAGAAUCAGAGUCUAGCAGUUGACCAAAAAGUAUGCUUUUCUUUAACCUUUGGAUUGACCUCCUGCUAA
Messenger RNA from Aspergillus viridinutans, 768 nucleotides. RefSeq lists its product as uncharacterized. The transcript has 5 exons. Bases 1 to 768 code for a protein of 255 amino acids. NCBI's taxonomy places the organism in Eukaryota, Fungi, Ascomycota, Eurotiomycetes, Eurotiales, Aspergillaceae. The record is from RefSeq and is a predicted model, not a curated record.